AUGGGUUCAUUAGCUGGUUUCGGGGUUGUUGACGUGGAAUAUGACUGUGCCGACGUGACUGCUAAGAAUAACUGGCUCCACAUUUGGGCUUACGCGACUGACAUCGGGAAGAAACUUUGGGCAUUUUUCGACAAGCCAUGGGGCGCAAUUUCGGGUGCAAUGCUGGGUUGCGCCCUCGGAGGAAAUUCCUGGCGGAAGAGUGCGAAACUCUUGUUCACAAUCCAAGCUGGUGGGAGCACACAGGGGCCACAGAAGGAGAAGGUGUUGGAGACCUGCAGCCCAUCAGAGGCCUCCAAGUUCUUCAUCGCUUGGCAACGCCACUGGGACGUGGUGGCUGCUGCCUGUGCUACAUGCACCCAAGUCCAAGGAUUGCUGAUGUACAUCAGGUACACAGACAAUGGACUUUCCCACUCAUACAAUUUGUGCCAAUACUCUGUAAAACGGAAUGUGACAAAGAAUCUGUCCUAUCAAAAAUCAUUUACCACAUUUGAAUCUUGUGGAGGUUGGCACCUGUGGAAACUUUGCCCAAAGGUGACCUUUAAAACACUUUACCCUUUGAACAGGAGCAAGGAGUUUGCCUCACAUCCAGGAAUGUGCCCGACGGAAGAGAAAGCCAUGGGGAACCAGACCUGCAGAUGGGACAUUGACUGUCCAGGACUGCAGAAAUGCUGCAACAUCAGCGGGGAGUCAGUGUGCAUCUCACCUAUCCCAGCAGUGGGAGAAGGAUACUUCAAUUUGUUGAUUGAAGUGAAGCAAGAUUUUGAGCAGACCGAGUUUGAUCUUAUGAAUCAUCUGAGAUUCUUACACUCAGUGGUGACUGGCGCUCUGGAUCCAUUGAACUCCUCGAUGUAUCACAUCCACACCCAACGAGAUGGAGAGCACAAAAUUGUGUCAAAACUUCUGCUGGGCACCAGGCCUCCAACUACACUGGGGAACAUAUCUAAAGAGUUGCAAAAGGUUUUAAUAAAUGUUGCUGAAGUUUCUCACUUGGAAACCGAAGACAUCAAUGAAUGUGAAUAUGCAGAGUUGAAUUCCUGUUCUCUAAGAGCAACCUGUUUGAACACUGAUGGGUCUCACAACUGCUCUUGUCAGAAUGGCUUCACAGACAAAGAUCCUUCCAGGAGAGACAGAGACUGCAGAGCUCUUUCUCCAGUUACAAACUUGGCGAUUGCCAAUGUCACCAGCAUUAGCUUCCAAGUCCUUUGGGCAGCAGCCUCCAGCAAAGACCAAACAGUUAUUGUGCGGGUACUGAAGGAAGAUGGCAUUGUGAAUGAAAUCGAGACUCAGCAAAUAGAUUUGAUGGUGACAGGAUUGGAACCUGGGGUUCUCUACACAGUGGAAGUCCACUGGCAAUCCUGUGAAGACAGACAUACUAAAGAGCUAAAAGUGAAAACAGCCGCAUUAUUAUUGGAUGGACGGGCGAGGAUCAAGAAUUAUAACUUCACUGAAAGUCUCGGCAACACCAGUAGCAGUGAAUUUAAGCAGUUUGCAAAGCUUUGGUACCAAGAGCUUGAAAACUCCCUUCCACCAACAAUCCAUCAGUUAUACCAAAGCAGGAAGAUUCUGGUCCGGAUAGCAUCUCUCAGCUAUGGGAGUAUUGUGGUGAACUUUGAAAUUGUUAUUGAUCAAGGAAUAAAACUCAAUGUCUGGAAUAUUUCUUCUGCCCUGAUCUCCUCUCUUUACAACAGUUCUGCCUUUGUGUAUGAUCGCAACGGCACCUCCAUUUCAGAUGUUAAUGAAUGCACCUCACCUAUUUACAAUGACUGUUCGCCUCAUGCAAUGUGUAAAAACACCGAGGGGUCAUACAUCUGCAUAUGCAGUGACCGCUAUAAAGAUGUGAAUCCAGCCAGGCCUGGCAGAUCCUGUGAAGUUUCCUGGUACCGUCGUAGAAUCGUGGUAUCUUACAGCACAGAAGGAGGCCUUUCAGCCCUUCAAGCCUUUGCCAGUCCUUUGAAAGUUAUCCAAAGUCACUACGACUGUGCUAACUCCUACAAGUACCCAAGGACAAUCUUCUACUGUCUUUGCCUCUGCAAUGAUCACCUAUCUUCUUCUCCAGUUAUCAACCUGACCGUCUUCAAGGUCACCAGCGCCAGCUUUCAAGUAACAUGGACCACGGAGAUCAAUCAGGAACAAACGUUUAUUGUGCAGUUAUUGAAGAACGAUAGCAUUGUGAAUAAAACAGAGACCAUGGAACUGGAGUGGACCGUGUCAGAUUUGGAGCCUGAGACCGAGUACACUGUGAGCGUCACCUCACGAGCCUGUGAAGAUGAGGGCCCUGCAGCAGAGCUGAGUGUAAAAACAGACACCAUCUAUACCGGACCAGCUUCUACACUUAAUUCAAUUCAGUCCAGCACCAGAUUUACCUCAACAGUGGCCAUCUACCUGAACAGUUCCAGGUUUGCACCUGGCUUCCCUUAUGCAGACAUACUUCCAUGCUCAGCUCCUUCCCCAGUUAUAAACUUGACCGUUUCCAAUGUCACCACGACCAGCUUCCACCUAACGUGGACAACAGACGCUUAUGAAGAGCAGCUAUUUAUUGCGCAGGUGUUGAAGAAUUAUAUCAUUGUGAAUGAAACCGAGACCAUGGAACUGGAGUGGACUGUGUCAGAUUUGGAGCCUGAGUGUGUGUACACUGUGAGUGUGUUCUCCAGAGCCUGUGAAGAUGAGGGCCCUGCAGCAGAGCUGAGUGUAAAAACAGAAAUCAUCAUGAAUGCUCUCAGUUAUACAUCCAGCCCAAGACAGUCUAGUACUGGGGUUGUCUCCACAAUGACCAUCUACCCGAACACUUCUGGAUUUCCAAUAGCCUUUGCAUAUGCAGAAGUGCCUCCUUGCUCAACUCCUUUGCCCAUUAUAAACUUGACAGUUUUCAAUGUUACCUCCAAGAGCUUUCACAUUACGUGGACAACAGAUAACUAUGAAGAGCAGAUCUUUAUUGUCCAGCUGUUACAGAAUGACAGUGUUGUGAAGGAAACAGAAACAUUGGAGCUGGCAUUGACGGUGUCGGGGUUGGAGCCUGGGACAGAGUACGCUGUGAGCGUCACCUCCAGGUCCUGUGAACAAGAAGGCACUGCCACAGAGCUGAUCGUUAAAACAGCAGAAACCAUGGGCACUAGGAGAAAACAAUCUGUCGUGGGCUUUGUCUCCUCAAUGACCAUCUACCUCAAUAGACCUGGAUUCCCAGAUAAUGUCCCACAUUCUGAUUUACCUCCUUGCUCUCCGUCUUUUGUUACCAAUUUGGCUGCUUCCAGUGUCACUAGCAGUGGUUUUCGAGUAACUUGGACAACAGAUACCAGUGAAGAGCAGAGCUUUGUUGUGCAGGUGUUAAAGAAUGAUAGCAUCGUGAGUGUAACAGAGACACAGGAAAUGGAAUGGACAGCAAGAGGACUGGAGCCUGGGACUGAGUACAUUGUGAGCGUCAUGUCGAGAGUCUGUGAGCAAGAGAGCAUUGCCACCGAGCUGACUGUAAAAACAGCUCUUAGUCCAAGCAAGGCUGAAAAGAGAAUGGCUAUACCUAAUGCCGAUUACCAAAGAAGCAGCAUUGCCUUGGAUCAGUUUGCACCAAACUCUGUUCAAACCUUCACACCAUUUUCCACACAAACAUCCACUUUGGCUUGCGUUCCUCCACCGAUCAGAAGCCUCAUUGCCUUCAAUGUCACAAGCAACAGUCUGGGCAUGAUUUGGGAAGCUGACGACACAAUUCACCGAGAGUUUGUCGUGCAGCUUUUGAAGGACAACAGUAUUCUGGUUGAUGCAAAGACCAAAGAACUGAGCUGGACUGUGUCAGAUCUGGAGGCUGGAGUGUUGUAUACCGUCAGAGUCAUCUCUCAGCUCUGUGGGAAAGAAGGCAAAGCUAAAGUACAAGAAGUGAAAACAGCUGCACAUAUCAUGGGAGGCAGAACAAGGAUAACAAACUUAAUGUUCAGUGAAGGGCUGAGAAACAGCAGUAGUGACAAAUUCAAGAACUUUACAGCCCAAUUUAUUACACAGAUCUUGAAAUUUUUGCCUGAAUACACUACGGAACUUUUAAGUUCUGGGAAAGUCAAGGUCGUGAUUAGAUCGCUUUGGGAAGGGAGUGUGAACGUAGACUUCCAAUUGAUCUUUGAUGAAGCAAUAACAGCUAAUGUUUCUGAAAUCAUCGUGGACCUUGUGACAUCAUUAAAAGACAGCUCUGUUUUUUCCUUUGAUCCUGACAGCACAGAUAUAUCAGAAAAGAGUGCUGAUUGGUUGGCAAGUCGGCUCUGGUUGAGACGUUGCUUGGAGAAUGUACCAGAGAACUAUUAUCCCCCCCAAUUUUUGUUUAAUUCAGAAAAGGCGCAAUGCUGGACAUGUUCUUUUUGCCUUCAGUAUUACAACGAGUGUGCCUCACUUGAUGACAACGACUGUUCACUCAAGGCAAAAUGUAUCAACACAGAGGGUUCCUACACCUGUAGUUGCUUGGACGAUUUUGUGGAUAUAAACCCAGCUCGGCCUGGCAGAAAUUGCAGAGAACCUAUGGUGGCCAGCCCAACAACUGUGGAAGCAGCUUCCCAAUCGAUCACAAUAAGCUGUAAGCUUCAUGAGAUCUCAGUCAUAAUGGAACGAUCAUUCCUGGAAGAGAAGAAGAUACCAGCAUCUUCUCUGUACCUGGGGAACUCUCAGUGCAAUGGGAGCAUUGGUAAUUUGACCCAUGUUGCCCUCAAGGUUGGCUGGACUGAGUGUGGAACUCAAAUAUCAAAUAAUGCAACGCACACAGUCGUGAUAACAACACUUCGUAACAUCCCUUCCUCCAGUGCUGUCCCUACUAGUGCUAACCUCAAAGUUCCUGUAAAUUGUACAUUUGACAACAGCCUCUUGCUCACUGCUGGCUACACUCCAAAUAGGAUGAAUGGAAUCAGCCUGGAAGGAAUAGAAAACUAUGUGGCCAGCAUUGAGACAAUCAGUGCAAGCUAUACACAAUCAGAAGAUCCCGUUUUAACUCCUGAAGAUGAUGUGUCUGUUCAGGUAUCAAUUGAUACAUCGGAUAGCAGAGCCAGGCUGAUCCUUGCAGAGUGCUGGGCAACCCCAAGCAAGAAUUCAACCAGCAACACUUCGCACUCUAUAAUCAAAACUGGAUGUCCAGUUCCAGGGUCACAGACAAGAAUAUCUGAGAAUGGAAACUCCACAAAGGCCAAUUUUUCUGUGAAAGUGUUUUCAUUCAUUAACAUGUCUAUUGUCUACAUACAUUGUCAGGCUCGAGUCUGCUUGGAAGUCAACAGGGCCUCAUGCCAACCGUUGUGCAGUGGCUCACAUGCAGUCAAGAGUGCUGAAGUUGUUGCAGAAAGAACAGUAUCACUUGGACCUCUGUAUCGCAAGUAUAACAAUGAUGGUGAACCCAUGGUUGAGCUGGAUGAAAAUGCCUCAGCAACGAAGGCUGUGAUAGGACUCGGAAUCCUCCUUUGCUUGACGCUUGUAGUAAUAUCUGCAGUUGUGGUGACCAUAUACACCAGAUGGGGUCGGAGCUUCAUCGCCCAGUCCAAUGGCCAGAACUACCAGGCUUUUGAUAACUACUGAUGAUACGGAAAUAGUGCCGAGGAUUGCGCACUGCCCCUGCCUCGGCAGCAGGACAGCCAUGAUUAUGUCAUUCAUUUACCAGUAUCUUAGUAGGAAACCCAAGUACGUUUUUGCCAUUUUGCAAAAGGAAUUCUGAAUAAUUUCAUCUGUCUCUUUUAACAUGUUUCUGGGGAGCAGGACAUGACUACAACCCUUUGAGAUCUUUGCCCUGCACCAGUUCUGGUGUCUUGUGCAAACCUAAUUUUCCUCAUCCCACCAUUGUUUCUAGCCUAGUUUCUAAGCUGUUUAAUUCCAUCCUUAAACCUCCCUGCCUCUUUACCCCCCCUCCAUCUCUUUUUUCUCAUUUAAAACACUUCUUAAAACCUACCUCUUUGACCAAGUUUUUGUCACCUGUCUUAAUA
Carcharodon carcharias (great white shark) is the source of this 5930-nucleotide messenger RNA. Its product is annotated as uromodulin-like 1. The transcript is spliced from 33 exons. The coding region runs from base 1 to 5529 and encodes 1842 amino acids. Lineage: Eukaryota; Metazoa; Chordata; Chondrichthyes; Lamniformes; Lamnidae. Gene Ontology annotation, cellular component: extracellular region; cell surface. Gene Ontology annotation, molecular function: peptidase inhibitor activity; protein binding; calcium ion binding. The record is from RefSeq and is a predicted model, not a curated record.